AUGGUGGCGGAGCGCGCCCGCAAAGCGGCAGCCUCUGGCAGCCGCGGCCCUGGGGAGCUGGGCGCUUCGGGGCCCGGGACAGUGGCGCUGGCUGAGCAGUGCGCUAGGCUGCCGAGCCCCGGGUGCUGCGGACUGCUGGCUCUGGCGCUGUGCUCGCUGGCGCUCAGCCUGCUCGCCCACUUUCGGACCGCGGAGCUGCAGGCCCGGGUGCUGCGCUUGGAAGCGGAGCGCGGGGAGCAGCAGAUGGAGAAAGCUAUUUUGGGACGAGUCAACCAACUGCUGGACGAGAAAUGGAAGUUCUACUCGCGCAGGCGCCGGGAGGCCCCGAAGAUGUCUCCAGGAUGUAACUGCCCACCAGGACCUCCUGGUCCCACUGGAAGACCCGGACUCCCAGGGGACAAGGGUGCCAUCGGGAUGCCUGGACGCGUGGGUAUCAAAGGUCAACCAGGCGAGAAGGGUGCCCCUGGAGAUGCGGGGAUGUCCAUCAUCGGGCCUCGAGGCCCCCCUGGCCAGCCUGGUACCCGAGGCUUCCCUGGAUUCCCGGGUCCCAUUGGUCUCGACGGCAGGCCGGGCCACCCCGGACCUAAAGGGGAGACGGGCCUGGUGGGUCCUCGAGGACAACCGGGACCUCAGGGGCAAAAGGGAGAAAAGGGUCAGUGUGGAGAGUACCCACACCGGCUGUUGCCUCUCCUCAAUUCAGUGCGGCUGGCUCCACCCCCAGUCAUUAAAAGGCGGACCUUUCAGGGGGAACAAAGCCAAGCUGGCAUCCAAGGCCCUCCAGGGCCACCGGGCCCCCCGGGACCAAGUGGCCCUCUGGGACACCCAGGACUGCCAGGGCCUAUAGGACCACCUGGUUUACCCGGGCCUCCUGGACCAAAGGGAGACCCAGGGAUCCAGGGCUAUCAUGGCCGUAAGGGAGAGCGGGGCAUGCCAGGAAUGCCAGGCAAGCACGGAGCCAAGGGGGUUCCUGGGAUUGCUGUGGCUGGGAUGAAGGGUGAGCCAGGGACACCAGGAGCCAAGGGUGAGAAGGGUGUAGCAGGCUCCCCUGGCCUCCUGGGGCAGAAGGGAGAAAAAGGUGAUGCUGGCAAUGCCAUUGGAGGAGGCAGGGGGGAGCCUGGCCCCCCAGGGCUCCCUGGACCCCCUGGGCCAAAGGGAGAAGCUGGUGUUGAUGGCCAGGCUGGGCCCCCCGGACAGCAAGGAGACAAGGGGCAGCCAGGAGCAGCUGGCGAACAGGGACCCGCUGGCCCCAAGGGUUCCAAGGGUGAACCGGGCAAGGGAGAGAUGGUGGAUUAUAACGGCAGCAUCAACGAGGCGCUUCAGGAGAUCAGGACGCUGGCCUUGAUGGGGCCUCCUGGCCUUCCUGGACAAACAGGCCCACCUGGACCUCCAGGGACUCCAGGCCAAAGGGGGGAAAUUGGACUGCCAGGUCCUCCAGGACACGAUGGGGACAAGGGGCCUCGAGGAAAACCAGGAGAUAUGGGGCCCGCUGGUCCUCAAGGACCCCCAGGAAAGGAUGGGCCUCCGGGAAUGAAGGGAGAAGUCGGACCCCCAGGAAGUCCAGGGGAAAAAGGGGAGACAGGACAAGCAGGCCCCCAGGGUCUAGACGGCCCAACUGGGGAGAAAGGAGAACCAGGUGACGAAGGGAGGCCUGGAGCGACAGGAUUGCCUGGGCCCAUCGGGCUCCCGGGAUUCACAGGAGAGAAAGGAGAAGCUGGGGAGAAAGGUGACCCGGGAGCAGAGGUUCCUGGGCCGCCAGGGCCAGAGGGUCCUCCAGGACCUCCGGGCCUCCAAGGUGUUCCUGGACCAAAGGGAGAAGCAGGCCUAGAGGGCAGUAAAGGAGAGAAGGGCUCCCAGGGAGAAAAAGGAGACCGGGGGCCUCUGGGGUUGCCUGGUACUCCAGGACCAAUUGGGGUUCCAGGCCCAGCCGGACCAAAGGGCGAAAGGGGCAGCAAAGGGGACCCAGGGAUGACGGGACCAACGGGAGCAGCUGGGCUGCCUGGUUUACACGGACCACCCGGGGACAAAGGAAACCGGGGGGAGAGGGGGAAGAAGGGCUCUAGAGGGCCUAAAGGGGACAAGGGGGACCAAGGAGCACCUGGACUAGACGCCCCCUGCCCGCUGGGAGAAGAUGGCUUACCAGUCCAGGGCUGCUGGAACAAGUGACGCCUCUAACCUGGGACUGGCCUGUGUGUGUUUGUAUAUAGGAUAUUUAUUUUUAUACAGUUUUCACCUUUUGAAAAUACCCGAACUAUGAUGCAUCUUACAGAUCAUUAAAAGAGAAAGAAGAAAAGCCUGCAGAUUUUGUACAGGAAAUAACCCCUUUCCCUUUUUGUUUACAAGACCUUUUUUUUUUUUUUUUUUUUGUAUAAAUCUGUUUCUAAUACACUUUCUGUCUGUGCGUCUGCUCCUAAUGUUGCAUGAUAUUUGUGCAAACUUACUAAAUAUCACAGCUUAAUAAAUUAUUGUGUUCCAGUGCCAAAGGGGGCCCGGCCCACCAGCACAGAGGUGCUGUGAACUUACCUGUGAAUUCACAAAAAAAAAAAAAAAAAAAAAAA
Messenger RNA from Mus pahari (shrew mouse), 2555 nucleotides. RefSeq names its product collagen type XIII alpha 1 chain (gene Col13a1). The transcript has 40 exons. The record is from RefSeq and is a predicted model, not a curated record. NCBI's taxonomy places the organism in Eukaryota, Metazoa, Chordata, Mammalia, Rodentia, Muridae. The coding region runs from base 1 to 2163 and encodes 720 amino acids.